Messenger RNA from Enterobius vermicularis (human pinworm), 2883 nucleotides. NCBI's taxonomy places the organism in Eukaryota, Metazoa, Nematoda, Chromadorea, Rhabditida, Oxyuridae. The record is from the annotation of a GenBank genome assembly.
AUGCUUAGGAUACCAGUUCACGGUGAUAAGAAUGUGUUAAUAACAUCUGCUUUGCCCUACGUCAAUAACGUCCCUCAUCUUGGUAACAUUAUCGGCUGCGUCUUGAGCGCUGAUGUCUUUGCCAGGUACUGUCGUUUAAAGGGUUGGAGAUAUUUGUAUAUUUGUGGGACAGAUGAGUACGGUACUGCAACAGAGACAAAAGCUCUGAAAGAAGGUGUAACUCCUCGAGAAAUUUGUGAUAAAUAUAAUGCUCUUCACCGAGAAAUUUAUGAUUGGUUCAAUAUUGAGUUUGAUCAUUUUGGCCGAACUAGCACUGAACAUCAAAAAGAGCAAGUUUUUGUUUCUUUGUUAAAAAAUCUAACGUUGGUACAAGACUUAUUUUUAAAGCUACAUGAGAAUGGAUACACGGCAAAUGACACCAUCGAUCAACUACAUUGUGGGAACUGCAACCGGUUUUUGGCAGACCGAUUCGUUCAUGGUGAAUGCCCUUAUUGUCAUUAUGAAGAUGCGCGUGGAGAUCAGUGUGAUGGAUGCACGAAGCUUAUUAAUGCUCCGGAGCUUAUUAACCCUAAAUGUGAAGUUUGUGGAGAAGUUCCUGUUGUUAAAAAAUCAAACCACAUUUUCCUCCUUUUGGACAAAUUAUCGGUAGUUUUCAGUUUUCAUACUUUGACUUAUGUGUACUAUUAUUACAACAAUUUCUUACUUUCUUUGAAUUUGUUUUUCAAGGGUGAAGUAGAAAAGUUUCUGGAAAGCAGAUUAAGUACUUCGAAUAAUCAUUGGUCGCCAAAUGCAGUUUCAAUUGCAAAAAGUUGGAUGAAGACUGGAUUAGAAAGAAGAUGUAUCACUCGGGAUUUGCGGUGGGGAGUCCCUGUUCCGUUAGCUGGGUUUUCAGAUAAGGUUUUUUAUGUUUGGUUUGACGCUCCAGUCGGUUAUCUCUCAAUAACAAAGGAACUUCUUGGCGAUCACUGGAAGCUUUGGUGGAAAAAUCCAGAGGAUGUUGAGCUGUACAAUUUUGUCGGUAAAGAUAACGUCGCUUUUCAUUCGGUUAUGUUUCCUGCUUCACAACUUGGUGCCCGUGACAACUACACGCUUGUUAGCCAUCUGUGCGCCACCGAGUAUCUUAAUUAUGAAGACACGAAAUUUAGCAAGUCAAGAGGUACUGGUGUUUUUGGUGAUAUGGCAUGUAAAACAGGUAUUGAAGCAGAUCUUUGGCGUUUUUAUUUAUUGUAUAUGCGACCAGAAAGUCAGGAUACGUCUUUUUCUUGGGACGAUUUUUCUUUGAAGAUAAAUGCUGAACUUUUAAAUAACAUGGGGAACUUUGUCAACAGAGCUUUGUCUUUUGUGGCUUCAUCAUUCAGUGGCAUUGUGCAAGAAAUGGAAUUAUCUGCUGCAGAUAUUGAUUUUUUGGAUACCGUAACGAAAGAAAUAAAGGAAUAUGAUAGGCUUUUAGAAGCAGUUAAGCUGAGGGAUGGAUUGACAAGAAUAUUGGCAGUGUCUCGAUUAGGGAAUCAGUAUAUGCAGACGAUGAAACCGUGGGUUCUUGUAAAGGGUGAUGAAGCUGAAAGGAAACGUGCAGGAACAGUAGUAUCUGUCGCUACAAAUAUCGCGUGCUUGCUCGCAGUAAUGCUUUACCCUUACAUGCCAGAAGUUAGUGCAAAAAUUUUUCGACAAUGCAAUUUAAGCUGUCUACCAUUACUCCCCGAAAAUGCAGUAGCAUUUCUUAAAAAAGGACACGAAAUUGGGAAGCCGCAGCCGCUUUUCGUGAAAAUUGACAAAGCUUCUGUCGAGGAAUUUAAGAAGGAGUUUGCGGGCACUGCUGCUGAUGCUGAAACUCAAGCGAACGUUAAGAAUUUACAGUCCUCAGAAGCAGCUAAGAAUAAAAAGAAGAAGCAGGGGCCGAAAGUUGUUACAAAAGAAAAAUAUGAAGCUGUUGCUAAAGGGUCUCCGUCCUUGAUGAACUACCCAAAUCUCCUCGAACAUCAAAAGAACAUUGAAAAAUUAUUGGCCACAGCAACCGCAAAGUUCAAUCAGAGAAGUCAUAUUUAUAGUUUGAAAGUUUUCAGAUAUUUUUUGGCACGCUUAGCUGAAUUGCGAAAGAGGAAGGAAGAACUUGGAGCAACGAUUGAAAGUUUAAUGCAGGAGCUAGUGAGGGUAGAAACAGAAGGCGGAGUUAGACAAAUUUGUCCACUUUUACCAAAACGAGAAACACUAUCCUUGUUUGAAAAAUCGGACGAAGUUGGUCACAGUUUAAACAAGAAGAACAUAUCUAGGCCAUCUGGGGAUGCAGAGGUUCAAAAGAAUUCUCAUAAGGCUGCAGUAAAAAGCAAAAAGGUUAAGCAAGAGUCACAUGCAGAAGGAGAAGCAGUCAAAGGUAAUGCUGGUAAAGACGAAGUUGAUGUAGGAAGGCUAGAUAUGAGAGUUGGUCGGAUUUUAAGGGCUGAAAAGCAUCCUAAUGCUGAUACUUUGUAUGUGGAGCAGAUAGACCUUGGCGAAGACAAGCCGAGAACUGUUGUUUCAGGCCUUGUCCGUCAUGUUCCUCUAGAACAGAUGCAAAACCGAUUGGUAAUAUGCCUUUGCAACUUGAAACCGGUCAAAAUGCGUGGUAUUGAAUCUCAAGCAAUGGUUAUGUGCGCCUCUUGUCCAGAAAAAGUCGAAAUCUUGGAAAUUCCCAAGGAGUGCGUGCCAGGUCAAAAAGUCACUUGUUCUAAAUAUGUUUCACGGCCUGAUCCCGUACUGAAUCCAAAGAAAAAAAUUUGGGAGUCUGUUGCCCCUGAUCUGUCUGUUGACAGUGAGGGGAAGGCAAACUAUAAAGGUGCUAUUUUAAAGGUGGAAAAUGAGUUUUCUAUUAGUGCACCUACCUUGAGGGAUGUACCUGUUAAGUAA